AUGCGCAGCCUCCCCGCAGCGAGACUCGCCGUGCCCAUCGCGGCCUUGGCCCGCCAGUGCCAGGUAGCAGUGGCGAAGCGCGUUGCCGAACUUGCUGUUCCCGAGCGUGGGCCAGACCGUGUGAUCUCCGAGAAGGCUUGCACGCUUGCCGAGCACUGGGUCGUCAUGGACUACAAGGACGGCGGGGGCGAGAGCAGGGCUGGCACCUUCGUGCAUGCAUCCUCUGCGUCGUGGAACGGCGUGCUGCUCCUGACCAAGUCGUACAACGACGGGAAGUGCCUCGUCUCCUACCGCACCACUUGUGCUGGGACCUCUGUCUACCUGGACCUCGACGAUACAUGCGGCUGGCGUACUGCUCGACGGAAGUUCACCUCGCCCGUUCGCCAAACCAAGCUGCACAAGAACAGUUUCUUGUUCCGGAGCGCGGACACCGCGAUCACAGUGUUCCUUGCCGGAGGCCGUGCGCUGGAGUUGCGAGAAAACGGGGCAAAGGUCACCUUCACGCUAGUGGACCCGAGCGAAGACACGGGCAGAAUGACUGGCACUUCCGACUUCAGGUAUUUUAUCAACACCCUCGGCUCGAUCUGUGCACUCCCUCCGACUCAGCCGUCGCAGACUUUGUGUCAAUGGGCACUGGGCUGGUCUACAGCACUCAGAAGUGCUCCGCGUGUCGCCUCUUCCUCGCGGGUGCCCUCCGGACCACCUCGACCGAUGCCAACGCACUCGCCGGCUUGA
Molecule: messenger RNA, 735 nt
Organism: Prorocentrum cordatum
Lineage: Eukaryota; Dinophyceae; Prorocentrales; Prorocentraceae
Source: the annotation of a GenBank genome assembly